Messenger RNA from Cryptomeria japonica (Japanese cedar), 1250 nucleotides. RefSeq lists its product as uncharacterized. The transcript has 5 exons. Lineage: Eukaryota; Viridiplantae; Streptophyta; Pinopsida; Cupressales; Cupressaceae. The record is from RefSeq and is a predicted model, not a curated record. The coding region runs from base 76 to 762 and encodes 228 amino acids. Gene Ontology annotation, molecular function: aminoacyl-tRNA deacylase activity.
ACGCAGGCGCAUUUCAUUCGUAGAAAGAAAUAGCUCAUGAAUUAGACAUUCGCUCUGUGUUGGACGGUUUAUAAAAUGAAUUUGACGGUGUUGGGGCGUCGUCAAAUCCACAUUCUGCAACGAAUUCGUGCUCUGGAGAGUGCGAUAUCCUCUUUUACAGAUGAUCGAAGUGACUUUCAUUCAGUCCACUAUGACGGAGAGCAUGAAAACAUUGAGCAGCGUCUGGGUAAACUGCUGAGAGCAGGCGGAGUGAACACAUUCCAGUUUAAAAGAGUUCCACACGAUUAUUAUGAUAGGCCUCUCGAAGUCAGACGAGAUUUACUCGCAGCGCAUUCCAUUCAUCAUCUUUGCAAGAGCAUGGUCAUGGUAAAUACACAAGCUGAUAAAAGUAUUACGGAUUGCAGCGAUCACAACAACUCAAAGUAUUAUGUCAUUGUUAUACAGUACUCCGCUCGUCUGAAUGCUGAGAAAGUAAGGAAUUUUGUAUAUUCUCUUAACAACGGGAAGAUUCCAAAGAAGAGAUUUAAUAUGAGGCUUGCACCGGAGGAAGAUGCAUUUGUUCUUUCAGGAUAUGAGCACAAUGCCAUAACUCCCAUUGGCAUGAAAACAGAUAUUCCUGUCAUUCUUUCAGAUGCUAUUGUCAAGCUCAAGCCAGAUUACUUUUGGUUAGGUGGUGGGGAAGUUGAUUUGAAACUUGGAAUCAGAACUCAGGAAUUUAUAAAUUUUGUCAAACCAUUCAUAGUUGAUUGCUCGGAUGUAUAAACAUUCAUUUGACUUAGAGAAUAUCGAUGGCAGGCAUUCUUUUUACAGAGCUUCAAUUGCUAAUUAAAGGUUUAGUCAUUAGCGUCUGAUCCACAUCUAUUCUAUGAUGUGCAAUAUGUUAAGCUAUCGGUUUAUCUAUAUCUGGAAUUUAUUAGAUAGUCCAUUCAUCAUCACAAAAAGCCUCUUGGAUGCAUAUCUUAGUUAUACCAAAAUUUUAUUGGUUUAUAAUCAUUUGCUACCAUUGAAUGACAAUCAUGGAGUUGCAUAAUGAAGAAACAGCUAUUUAUACAAUUUACAGAUCUGUUAAGCUGCCAUAUUUCUGUCUAUUUGAUCGCAAAAGAAUCAUGCGUACAUGUGAAAUUUGUGAACUUGAAUAUUUUGAGAGUUAGCUUUGUUAAAAACCAGAGUGAUUUCUGAUUAAGAGUUACUCGUGAUGUGUAAAUUUUUUAAAAAUGAUGGAUAAUAUACUUAAGUUUAUUUAGUGGUUA